AUGGCCGAAAUCCAGAACGAACUCUUCGAUGAGGAAUCAAGCCAAUGCGAGGAACAGGCGCCUGGCCGCGAGUUCCCCAAGGUCAAGGUCGUGGCUGUGGUGGCUGCCAUGCUCAUGCUGGCAGCGGUCGGCCUCAGCACCAUGAACACAAGCACGGCUUCUGAUCAGGUCGUGGCCAAGCACGGCGGGUUCAUCAACCUGGAUCUCCAAUCCGACUUCCAAGCCGCGCAGGAGAAGAUGAAGCGCGCCGACCAAAGCAAGUUGACGAACCAACAGAAGUUGGAUGCCUACGCUUACUUCAAGCAGGCGGUGGAGGGAGACAUCUACGUAAGAAAGCCAGGGAUGUUUGACACGAAGGAGAAAAUGAAGUGGGAGGCGUGGAACAAGGUCAAGGGCAUGGCCACGGAUGCGGCAAAGAAGAAAUACAUCGAUCUCGCCAAACGCCUGAGUUGA
Symbiodinium natans is the source of this 453-nucleotide messenger RNA. NCBI's taxonomy places the organism in Eukaryota, Dinophyceae, Suessiales, Symbiodiniaceae. The record is from the annotation of a GenBank genome assembly.